Messenger RNA from Penicillium canariense, 759 nucleotides. RefSeq names its product exosome non-catalytic core subunit CSL4. The record is from RefSeq and is a predicted model, not a curated record. Gene Ontology annotation, cellular component: cytoplasm; nuclear exosome (RNase complex). NCBI's taxonomy places the organism in Eukaryota, Fungi, Ascomycota, Eurotiomycetes, Eurotiales, Aspergillaceae. The transcript has a single exon. Gene Ontology annotation, biological process: RNA processing. The coding region runs from base 1 to 759 and encodes 252 amino acids. Gene Ontology annotation, molecular function: RNA binding.
AUGCCUUCCGGGGCCGGCAACACAAUGUCUACCUCUCUUCCACCUGUGGCUAUUCCUGGACAGCGCCUGGGCUCAGUUUCUGUGUAUGCUGCCGGACCGGGCACCCACGUUCAACAGGCCAACAUCUACGCCUCCAUUGCCGGGCCCGUCGUCGUUGAUCCUGCACAGCCCAAGACGCAAACCAAAUCAACUCUGCGCGUGUCAAGAAUCCUUCCUGGCAUAUCCCAAGAUGUAGUUGCAGCUCCGCUAGCACCAGCCAAGCCAAAGCCACGCUACAAUACCCUUCCCGCCGUCGACUCUAUCGUCCUUGCACGAGUAACCCGUGUUCAAAAGCGCCAGGCCACAGUCUCCAUCCUCGUGGUCCUUGACAACGCUACCGCGAGCACGGGCGAUCUCUCCAAGCUGGCGUCGGAUAACGAUAACGUCGCCUCCAUCCUCACCUCCGCCGCCAACCCGGAGAAUCACAGCAGCACUGACGAGCUGCGGUUCCAAGCGCUGAUCCGGAAAGAGGACGUGCGGGCUGUGGAGAAGGACCGCGUCGUCAUGGAUGAAAUGUUCCGUGUCGGCGAUAUUGUCCGCGGCUCGGUCAUCUCUCUCGGUGAUCAGAGCUUUUACUAUCUGACUACCGCGCGCAAUGACCUUGGUGUUGUCAUGGCGCGGAGUGAGGCCGGGAAUAUGAUGUUCCCAGUAAGCUGGAAGGAGAUGAGGGAUCCAGUCACAGGAACUGGCGAGCAGAGAAAGGUUGCUCGGCCUUUCUGA